CACUUUUUAUUAACUUUAAAAUACAAGUGAAAUAGACAGAGAGGAAGAGAAACAACGAGAGCCGCAGAAGUUGAAGAAAUGAGGACCUACAAGGCAUUGAUGUAAGAAGCAAGGAUGUGGUUCCUUUUGAUAGCCAAAAUCUGAUAAAACCUUCUUAUCUUCUUCUCUUCUCCAAUCACUCACAGAAACAAAACUGCUUUUGUCUCUCAAGUCCUUUGUCUUUUAAAAAGGUUUUGUUCUUGAACAAGAGAAGAAAACAAGAGGCUGAUUUUCCUGUUUUGUAGAUUCCUCUGAUAUUCAGAUUCUCACUUCUCAGGAAACCCUAAAGGAAAGUUCUGUUUUUUUGAGAAAUAUGAAGAUACAAUGUGAUGUGUGUGAGAAAGCUCCGGCAACGCUUAUAUGUUGUGCCGAUGAAGCUGCUCUGUGCGCUAAAUGUGACGUUGAGGUUCAUGCUGCUAAUAAGCUAGCUAGUAAACACCAACGCCUUUUUCUUGACUCUCUAUCAACUAAAUUCCCUCCUUGCGACAUCUGCCUUGAGAAGGCAGCUUUCAUAUUCUGUGUAGAGGAUAGGGCUCUGCUGUGCAGAGACUGCGAUGAGGCUACCCAUGCACCAAAUACUCGCUCUGCUAAUCACCAGCGUUUCUUAGCCACUGGAAUCCGAGUUGCUCUUAGUUCCACUAGUUGCAGGCAAGAAGUGGAGAAGAAUCACUUUGACCCAUCUAAUCAGCAGAGUCUCUCUAAACCGCCAACUCAGCAACCCGCUGCUCCAUCUCCUUUGUGGGCUACCGAUGAAUUCUUCCGCUACUCCGAUCUUGAGUGCAGUAAUAAGCAGAAAGAGCAACUCGACCUCGGGGAGCUGGAUUGGCUUGCAGAGAUGGGUCUGUUUGGUGACCAGCCUGAUCAAGAGGCUCUACCGGCAGCAGAAGUUCCCGAGCUUUCCUUUUCACAUUUGGCUCAUGUUCAUUCCUACAAUAGACCUAUGAAGUCUAAUGUUCCCAACAAGAAGCAGAGACUUGAGUACCGGUAUGAUGAUGAUGAAGAGCACUUCCUAGUCCCUGACCUAGGCUAAAGUAUGGAUGAACUAAUGAGCUUUGUAAUAAAUAGCACUUAGUUCGCAUAUGUCUCUACACGGGCUCAUAUAUUGUUUUCGCCUUGCUUUCUCCAUGAUCUGAUUCGAACCAGUAAUAGGUUUGUGUAUCACUGUAUACAGGCUAAAACUUGGAAAACCUUAUCAUUUUAUUAGCAAGUGAUGCCUUGAAUUGCAA
Arabidopsis lyrata subsp. lyrata is the source of this 1265-nucleotide messenger RNA. Its product is annotated as B-box zinc finger protein 25. Gene Ontology annotation, biological process: regulation of DNA-templated transcription; photomorphogenesis. Gene Ontology annotation, cellular component: nucleus. NCBI's taxonomy places the organism in Eukaryota, Viridiplantae, Streptophyta, Magnoliopsida, Brassicales, Brassicaceae. The coding region runs from base 353 to 1069 and encodes 238 amino acids. The transcript is spliced from 3 exons. Gene Ontology annotation, molecular function: zinc ion binding. The record is from RefSeq and is a predicted model, not a curated record.